AUGGGUAAAGUCUUUGAUCAACCAUCUACUUCAUCAUCUUUGGUUCUCUCUGGACUAUCAUGGGUCAUUGUUUUCGGAGCAUUGCAAAUCGGUGCACCAUUCUUCAGAUCGAAUGAAAUUCGUACCAUUCUCGGUGGAUUAGUUGGUUCAUUACUUUUCUUCUUCUUCAUCACUUUUGUUGGUAAUCUUAAAAAAGAAAUUAGAUGGAUUGAAGCCAUUAUCAGUUUGGUCAUUACUUUUAUAGUUACUUCCUCUGUACACAGAGUUUCUGGUACCACAAGUGUAUUGUUUUCACUAGGUGUAUUGUAUUAUAUCAACAACCAAUCGAAAUCGAUCAACGACAGAUUGGAAGAAGCAACAAAACCACACAGAAAAUAA
This is a messenger RNA of Heterostelium album PN500, 378 nucleotides long. RefSeq lists its product as uncharacterized. Lineage: Eukaryota; Evosea; Eumycetozoa; Acytosteliales; Acytosteliaceae. Bases 1 to 378 code for a protein of 125 amino acids. The transcript is spliced from 3 exons. The record is from RefSeq and is a predicted model, not a curated record.